AUGUUUAGUUUAAGGCACGAUGAAUGUCUCUUCUCAGUAUUACCUCAACUUUUUGCUAUUGAGAAAAUUGAUUCACAUAGAAGAAUACCUGCUUUUCUAUGUUCACGAUUUAUACGUUCCGUUAUUUCGUUCGAACUCGAUGAAGAUUGUAUUCUACCAACAUUAGUUAAUAAUGACGAUUUGUUCUUUCCUCAAUCAUCUCAUCUUACUCACAUUCGUAUCACAUUACGUUACUUCAAUGAUUGUAUUCAUUUACUCAAUCAGUUAGGCGCACAACUUCACUCGUUCGGUGUGAGCUUUACACAUACCAAUAUACGACAAUAUAGGACAAUAUCACGAAUAGCAUCUAUAUCCUGUCCUUAUUUGAAAGAAUUAACAAUAACAAGUUAUCGCAAUAUUCCUUAUUAUGAUCCAUUUGUUGUUCCUCUUUUACAACGUUUGACAACUAUCGAAUAUUUGACAUUAUUAUUAGCUGUUGGUGUAGAGAAAUUUGUACCACGUCACUUUAUUGAUGGAUACGGUUUACAAAGAGAUAUUAUUUCUUAUAUGCCUCAUUUACGUCAAUUUCAUUUUCAUAUUCGUUCAAUAGUAGCAUAUGCUUCUCAUAUAGAUAUCGAUACAAUUCGUCAAAGUUUUGUCCAUCAAGAACAAUCUGUUGAUUGUGUACUUGAUUAUUCCAAUAAUAGCUGUGGUCAAUUUCAAAUUUUUUCACUUCCAUUUAUUGGUACUCGUCUUGAUUUUAUCUCAAAUCGAUUUCCGCUUUUCGAUGAAAAUAAAAACACUUUUUCAAAUGUUACAACAAUAUUACUUUUUGAUGAUGUAAAGCCUUUUGAAUAUAAUUUUUUUAGACUCGUUUCUCGAGCUUUACCUCAUCUUAAAUCACUUGAAGUAUUUAAUCGACUUGAACAAGAAGAGAAAACAAUGAUAACAACAAAUUUAAUUGAAUUUCCUCAUUUGGCUACACUUAUCUUGGAUGAUAUACAUAUGGAUUAUACUAAACAAUUUCUUUGUCGAACUCAUCUUCCAUGUUUAGUAGAACUUCUCAUUCACUAUGAACCAUUAUCAACAAUUAUCGCUCAACAUCCAGAAGAAGCUAGAAAUAACUGUUCGAAAAUCGAAUUUCUUUAUUUUGUUGAUGUAUCUACUGAUCCAACAGAUCCUCUUCUCAAUUUUUUUCCAACCUUGCACUGUAAAAUUAGUAAAAGUACUUGA
Rotaria sp. Silwood2 is the source of this 1212-nucleotide messenger RNA. NCBI's taxonomy places the organism in Eukaryota, Metazoa, Rotifera, Eurotatoria, Philodinida, Philodinidae. The record is from the annotation of a GenBank genome assembly.